CAGAAUUAAAGGAAAAAUUAAAUGAUCAAACAACUGGAAUUAACAAGAAGCAUCAAAAACGAUUUAAUGAUAAACAAGAGCAUGUUGAUGCAAUCAUAAAAAUUGCACUGGCUGAGCAUGAAUCAGUUUAUAAUGACAUUAAUUUGUUAAUUAGAGAUAGUGAAAGAUUUUCAUUAGAAAAUCUUAUGAAUUAUGGAGUUAUCAAAUUUCAAAUAAAAUUUGUCAAAAAUUAUUCAAAAACAGUACAUUAUGAAUACUAA
Messenger RNA from Entrophospora candida, 260 nucleotides. The record is from the annotation of a GenBank genome assembly. Lineage: Eukaryota; Fungi; Glomeromycota; Glomeromycetes; Entrophosporales; Entrophosporaceae.